Messenger RNA from Galendromus occidentalis (western predatory mite), 1610 nucleotides. Its product is annotated as SAC3 domain-containing protein 1. The record is from RefSeq and is a predicted model, not a curated record. Gene Ontology annotation, biological process: spindle assembly; centrosome duplication. Gene Ontology annotation, cellular component: centrosome; spindle; nucleus. The coding region runs from base 636 to 1610 and encodes 324 amino acids. The transcript has a single exon. NCBI's taxonomy places the organism in Eukaryota, Metazoa, Arthropoda, Arachnida, Mesostigmata, Phytoseiidae.
CCCCCCCCCCCCUCGGCGUACAGUAAGGAGUAAGGGUUGUACAUGCGAUGUAUCAAUCAUAUCAAGAGAUCUUGCCGUCUUGGAUAGUGCGCCUUCCACAGUAUAACGUUUAGCUCCUUGGAGUUCCUUCGAGCCUCCGCGAGACCCAACGCAGGGCAACCGUUUCCUCUAGGAUUGAUAAAUAAUCAUCAUUCCCAGGCCGAGAAGAAGCGGGACGAGACGAGCCCUGAAUAGACUUCACAUUCCCUAGUCUAGAAGUAUCCAAGUUUCGAGUGAGAGAGUCGCGCCACCGAAUAGAUCGUCCCAUGUAAGAAGCUUCCGCGAGUAUUCCUCUCCUCUCUCGUAUCGAAGAGCGUUCUCCUCCCGCAUCGAUGGCUGAGCUUAAGAGUGGCUUCCUGCCGCGAUAGGUUUCUUUUUCUUUUCGCGGUACACAGAAGCAGACUCGAGCGCGCGAGUUCCAUCCCAGACACCGCCUGUUUUGCGCAGCGUAUCGGGAGGGAAUCAGAAGCUCGCUGCCGGCCUUGCUUGGAACCAGCUGACGUUCGCUCCAGUCGGAAGUUUCUCGGAGGAAGAUCCGGGAAGCACUCGACGGCAUUGGCUGUUUAAGCGCGGAAGCUAUCCACGAGUGAGUGACCAUGACCCUCGUCGGAAUGUGUGCUCAGUUCUGUCCGAAGCGGGAAGUCGAUGAGCGCACGAGAAAUAGACAGCUCGAUCCGCUCUUCGAAAGAGAAGUCGUUUUCAAGAGGUACACUCGAUCGGCCGCUGGAAGAUCAGCCGAGAAGCCUGAAGACGUGCGCCCUCCCGCGGUCCUCCUAAAAACCGUCGAGUAUCUCCUGGGUGACACAGUAAGGCUUGCGGACUUCCCGAGGUGUUACCCCUUCAUAUGGGAUAGAUUAUGGGCUGUGCGUCAAGAUCUCACACUCCAGCAAAGUGCGUGUGUUCUGACGAGAAAAAUCUUGGUUCGAUGCGUGAAGUUCUAUACGGUAUCGGUGGUUCUUUGCUCUGGGCGCGACGUACCGCUGAGUUCGUUCGAUCCCAAAAUAAACGACACCCAUCUCGUAGACACUCUCGGCAAACUCUUGCGAAUCUACGAGGAGCUUGAAAUCGAGGACGAAGAUCGUCCUCUGAUGGAAUCUUUGUGGUUACUCAUUAAUCUCCGCAGCUCCAGAAUUGUUUAUAGGGCUUUCAAUUUGUCGCCGGAGAUCAAAUCCAAAAUGAAACAUGUUCUGAAACUUGCAAAGACCUAUUUUUCGUCGAAUAAUUUCCGCUUUCUUCAUUCGAUUGACGAAUUGCACGUUCUAGAGUCGUGUUUAGUCAGCAAGAUCCUCAACAGUGUUAGGCUCGAUCUUCUGCAAAUCCUGAACGUGGCUUUCAGCAGCAGAAGCUGCGCGUUCCCUCUGGCCGUGCUGUCGGACUGGCUCAACUGUGAUGAGAGCGACUGUGAGAAAAUCGUUGAAUUCUGUGGCUUGCCGCUAGACGGGAACUCUAGGGUCAACUUUCUCAAAACGCAUCGAAACUGUAGAUUCAUUGAGGAUCAAACGACCUUAUUCCCGAACGACAGCAGGAAAUUCGCUAUUUCCGAGGACCUCUCCUCGAUACUACUACUGUGA